Molecule: messenger RNA, 743 nt
Organism: Paramecium primaurelia
Lineage: Eukaryota; Ciliophora; Oligohymenophorea; Peniculida; Parameciidae
Source: the annotation of a GenBank genome assembly
AUGUUUAAUCAACACAUGUUGUUUGAAGAAGAGACUGAAGAAAUACCAAAUGAAAUAACAGAAGAAAUGAAAUAAGUAAUUUAGAAAUAAAUUUUAGAUCAUAAAAGUGAUAGAUUCUUUUAACAUUGAAGAGUUAAGAAAUCUUGUAAAUGAUGGUAAUAGACGCCAGCAAAUUAUUAGAAGUAGGUAUCUGUUCAGAUAUAUGUUGAAUAAAAUCGAUGAAAAAUUAAAGUAAAUAGUGAUAGAGAUAUAAAAUAAUUCCAUAUAUGACUGCUCAUAGAUCUUGGAUUUUAUCUACGAAUUCUUAAAAAGAUCUAAUCUAUUUGAGUAAAUAUAGAUAAUAAUAAAAUUUUAGAGAUAUAUUUUAUUCUUAAGAGCAACUGCUUAAGAUAAUUGAAUAUACAGACAAUUUAAUUAUUUAUGAAAAGGCCUUUUAGAUUUUAAAUCGACCUAUUAUCCCUCGUUAAGAGAUUUAAAACAAUUAUUUCCCAAGAUUAAUAUAUCUAGAAAAAAUUUUAUAUGAACACAUCAAUUAUUUAUCCAAAAAUAAGAUAAAAUUGGUUGAUUAUUAUUAAGACGAUCCAAAAUACAGAGAUAUUAGAAUGGAUCUUAGAACCCCUUUAUAAUUUGAGAUUGAGUAUAAUGAACCAGCUUAAUAAGAGGAAAGUUAUGAAGAUAUAUGUAAAAAUAGAAAUCAUAAUAAUAACAUAUUAUAAGAUUAAUUCUAAAACAAAGUAUUAAUU